AUGCAACAAGCUAAAGACUUGAUGACACAAAAACAACACAUUGAAACAUUUGUGAUCAUGCAAACUGAUAAAGCUCGCGUUGAUUAUCACACUUUACUAAGUGGAGCACUUGAUUGCACACGAUGGUUGUUGCGACAGGGUUUGGCUUUUCGUGGGCACGAUGAAUCUUUGAAAUCGAGCAAUAGGGGUAAUUAUAUAGAGUUUAUGCAAUUUCUUGCUGAUCAUAAUGAGAAAGUUAGGAAGGUUGUGUUUGAGAAUGCUCCCAAGAAUCUCAAGUAUACUUCUUCCGAUAUUCAAAAUGAUCUUGUUCUUGCUUGUGCUAUUGAAACUAUUAAUGCAAUCACUAAAGAUAUGGAAGUCGUGGUUGAGGUGGUUAAAUGGAUUAAAAGUGAUCGCAACCAAGAUAAUCUCGGUGAAGCAACUAGGUUAUUCAAAGACAUACAAACUUUUGAUUUUGCGUUUCACCUUUUCUUGAUGAGACUUAUAUUGGGAAUUACUAAUGAGUUAUCACAAGCAUUGCAAAAGAAAGAUCAAGAUAUUGUGAAAGCGAUGACAUUAGUGGAUGUCCUUGAUAUGCAACUAAAGGAAUUGAAUGAUCGCUUCAAUGAGGUAAACACUGAGUUGCUUCUUUGUAGUUGCAACCGCUUCGAUGGAGAGAGCUUUUUCUACUAUGAAGAUUGUGAAAACACCAUUGCGUAA
Molecule: messenger RNA, 699 nt
Organism: Malus domestica (apple)
Lineage: Eukaryota; Viridiplantae; Streptophyta; Magnoliopsida; Rosales; Rosaceae
Source: RefSeq, a predicted model, not a curated record